Molecule: messenger RNA, 1468 nt
Organism: Nicotiana attenuata
Lineage: Eukaryota; Viridiplantae; Streptophyta; Magnoliopsida; Solanales; Solanaceae
Product: tubulin-folding cofactor B
Exons: 9
Coding region: 252-1103 (283 amino acids)
Biological process (GO): tubulin complex assembly; post-chaperonin tubulin folding pathway; cytoplasmic microtubule organization
Cellular component (GO): nucleus; cytoplasm; microtubule plus-end
Molecular function (GO): alpha-tubulin binding; microtubule plus-end binding
Source: RefSeq, a predicted model, not a curated record
GAUUAUGUUCCACUCACAAAAGACUUCAAAUCAUCCUUUUUAAAAAAAUUUUGUAUGUCCCAGAUCACAGCUUGAACUGUGACACAAAAGGAAAAAAUCGGAAGUUCAUAUUCCUUGAUUCGCUCUCUAAAAAUCAGUGUCCCCCACCCGUCGCUUUCUCUCUCUGCAGACCUCUUUGUGUGCUGUGGAGAGUGGACUGUGGAGAGGGCUAAAAUCAGUUAUUCUAACGGCAGUUUUCAGAUAGAAGGAUAAUGGGAUCUCGGUUACAGAUUGAAGGAGAUGAAUCCGUACUUGUACGGGUCACUCAUUCCAAUAUUAAGAGCUUUUCCGCUGAAAUCCGGUUUUCACUUCAGAUGACAGUGGAAGCCGUUAAAGAGAAGCUUUGGAAAAAGUGUGGUACUUCCGUCGAUUCAAUGUCCCUAGAGCUCUAUGAUGAAACUGGUGCUAAAAUCUCAGUCCUAAGUGAUAAUGCAAGACCACUUGGUUUUUAUUCCCCAUUGGACGGUUAUCGCCUGCAUGUCAUUGAUCUUGAUCCAUCAUCAGUGACUUCUGGAGGUUGGCUCGAGGACACAUCACUUGUGGAGAAGUACACUAUCUCUGACGAGGCUUAUGGGAAACUUGGUGGUACUUUCAGAAAAUUCAAGGAAACAUUGCCGCUUAAGCAACCGCCUGGUCAAGAAUCUAAAAUAUCUGACAACUAUAUGGGAGAUCUAUGUGCAAAUAUUAAGAUAGGGGACAGAUGUGAAGUGGAACCUGGAGAGAGAAGAGGGACGGUCAAAUUUGUUGGUCAGGCAGAAACACUUGCACCUGGGUUUUGGGUUGGAGUUCAGUUUGAUGAACCAGCAGGAAAGCAUGACGGCAUGGUGAAAGGGAAACGUUACUUUGACUGCCCUCCCCUUCAUGGUGCAAUGGUCCGACCAGACAAAGUAAAGGUUUGUAUUAGGGGUAUCGUUUCCAUAUUUCAAUGCCCCAAUAAACUUGCCAGAUUGGAGAUUAUCCAGAAGAAGACCCAUUUGAGGAAGAGGAAAUUUAAAUUUCAAGAAAUCGCCAGUCUGCUGCUCCGUUUGCUUGAUCUUUUAAUAGAUAGGAAAUGCAGGUUUUAAAUAUAUAAUUGAGCAGAAAAGAUGAGCAAGCUUAACCUAAUUGAUAGUCACGGUAAUACUCGGAAAAUUUUCAGGUCGAUGACGAAACCUGAAACUUGCUAUUGUGCUUGUGAAUGUGUUCUAACUGUUGAUUAUAAGUACAAAUCGGUUAGCAAGUUUCAGAGAUGUUUAUUUCAGGGGACAGAAGCUAGUGAUGGGGUACGCUUUCACUACAAACAGGUGACAUAGCACCUAAGUGAAAUAUAUCGUAUACGAUAAGUCUCCUUUUUAAACUUCAUCUUUGGGGAAACAUUCUCCUUAGCACUUGUAUCCAUAUAUUCAUCCUUUCAAAUCAUUUACUGCAAAGUGUCCUACUGUCUUUAACA